Molecule: messenger RNA, 1050 nt
Organism: Spea bombifrons (plains spadefoot toad)
Lineage: Eukaryota; Metazoa; Chordata; Amphibia; Anura; Pelobatidae
Product: vomeronasal type-2 receptor 26-like
Exons: 2
Coding region: 1-1050 (349 amino acids)
Biological process (GO): G protein-coupled receptor signaling pathway
Cellular component (GO): membrane
Molecular function (GO): G protein-coupled receptor activity
Source: RefSeq, a predicted model, not a curated record
AUGUCUCUUAUUCAGAUUCCAAAAUCUCAGUGCUCAGAAAAUUGUUUGCCGGGUUACAGGAAAGCCCCGGGGUCUGAGAUCCAUUCCUGCUGCUAUGACUGCGUCCUGUGCUCAGAGGGAGAAAUCUCCAAUAUGACCGACAGCGAGAACUGCAUAAAAUGCGCACAUAAUGAAUGGCCCAAUGAGAAGAAGGAUCUGUGUGUUCCCAAAAUGGAAGAGUUUUUGUCUUAUAAUGAUGCUGUUGCUAUAGCAUUUACAUCAAUCUCAAUUUUAUUUUGUCUUUUAACUGUUACAGUAUCAGGGAUUUUUGUUUCAUAUAAAAAUACCCCAAUUGUAAAAGCCAAUAACUGGAGCCUCAGCCUGAUCCUCCUGGUCUCCAUCAUGAUGAGCUUCCUUUGUGUCUUUCUGUUCUUUGGUCGUCCUUUGGAUAUAACCUGCAUACUGCGCCAAACUGUCUUUGGAGUUGCCUUCUCAUUAGCCGUGUCUUCUGUGCUGGCCAAGACUAUCAUGAUUUUUGUUGCUUUUAAAGCCAUCAAACCUGGCAGUGUCUGGAGAAAAUGUCUCGGAAUCAAACUGUCUGGUUCUGUUGUCUUGUUGGGCUCAUCUGUCCAAGUCAUAAUUAUUAUUUUUUGGUUGUCCAUUUCCCCCCCAUUCCAGGAGCUGGACAUGCACUCUUAUCAGGGAAAGAUCAUCAUUCAGUGUAAUGAGGGCUCGGUUAUCGCCUUCUACUGUGUCCUGGGUUAUUUGGGGCUUCUGGCAGCUGUUAGUUUUAUUAUAGCUUUUUUAGCCAGGACAUUACCGGACAGUUUUAAUGAGGCCAAGUACAUAACCUUCAGCAUGCUGGUGUUCUGCAGCGUUUGGAUUGCGAUGAUCCCGGCCUAUCUGAGCACCAAAGGGAAGAACAUGGUGGCCGUAGAGAUUUUUGCCAUACUGGCUUCAAGUGCUGGACUUUUAGGAUGUAUAUUUAUUCCAAAAUGUUAUAUAAUUAUAUUUAGACCCGAAAAUAACUCAAAAACACAAUUGUUUUGUAGCAGAAAUAACAAUCUGUAG